Molecule: messenger RNA, 2677 nt
Organism: Varanus komodoensis (Komodo dragon)
Lineage: Eukaryota; Metazoa; Chordata; Lepidosauria; Squamata; Varanidae
Product: mast cell carboxypeptidase A-like
Exons: 11
Coding region: 1-1266 (421 amino acids)
Biological process (GO): proteolysis
Molecular function (GO): zinc ion binding; metallocarboxypeptidase activity
Source: RefSeq, a predicted model, not a curated record
AUGAAGUCCUUUAUUUUACUUUUAGGGCUCUUUGUGGGGCCCCAGUUUGUUAUCCUCACUCGUCGUUUUGACAGUGAUAAAGUGUUUCGGAUGAGACCGCAGAAUGAAGAACAAGUGACCUUCCUAAAGGAUCUGGCCUCUUCAGUACAGCCUGACUUCUGGCAUCCUCCUUCAGUACAUCAUAUUGCUGUUCAAACAGAUGUGGAUUUCCGUGUCAGUGCAGAGCAAGCUAACUAUGUCCAGAUGAUGCUGGAGCAGAACAAGAUGAAACAUGAAAUCAUAGUCCAUAAUCUACAAGAAGAGAUUGAAAACCAGUUGGAUGGGGGGAAACAUUUCCGUGAGAAGUACAGAUACACGAGAUACAAUGAGUGGGAAAAGAUUGCUUCAUGGACUGAAAAAAUGGCUACAAAUUACCCCAAGUUGGUGUCCCGGAUUCAGAUUGGAAAGACCUAUGAAGAGCGUCCCAUGUACCUUCUUAAGGUUGGGAAGGAGAGUGGCAAAAAGAAAGUCAUCUUUAUGGACUGUGGUAUUCAUGCACGGGAGUGGAUCAGUUCAGCCUUCUGCCAAUGGUUUGUAAUGCAGGCUGUCAGAACAUAUGGAAAUGACAAGGUCAUGACAAAACUGUUGGAUAAUUUGAACUUCUAUGUGGUUCCUGUGUUGAAUAUUGAUGGCUACAUCUGGACAUGGACUCAAGAUCGCAUGUGGAGAAAAAAUCGUGACAAUAAAACCAACAGUGAUUGUAUUGGCACUGAUCUGAACAGGAAUUUCAAUGCUUCUUGGGGUGUUGAAGCUGAAUAUGACUUACACGAACCUUGUGAAGAAAUAUACUGUGGAGCUUCUGCAGAAUCUGAGCCAGAAACAAAAGCAGUGGCGAACUUCAUUCGUGACCAUCUUGCCUCCAUCAAAGGAUACAUAAGCUUCCAUUCCUACUCUCAGUUGUUGCUGUUUCCUUAUGGAUAUACAAACGCAAAAGUACCAAAUCAUGAGGAACUGGAAAGAGUGGCUAAAGGUGCAGUGGAAGCAUUAUCUAGUCUCUAUAAUACCAAGUAUGUAUACGGAGCAGCUGCCCCAACAAUUUACCCUUGCACUGGUUCCUCUUUAGACUGGGCUUACGACAUGGGCAUUAAGUAUUCAUUUGUGUUUGAACUUCGUGACCGUGGCCGGCAUGGGUUUCUUCUCCCUGAAUCAAAGAUUGCACCAACCUGCAAGGAAACUAUGCUGGCUGUCAAACACAUUGCCAAUUAUAUCCUCAGCUCUGCUCAAUGAAGACAUAUUCAUAUUUGCUUACAAAAGGAAUCCUCUGCUACCAUUUCUCUUCUUUUUCUUUGAAUUCCUACUCUAUGGAUUUGCCCCCCCAUUGCUUUUUGUCUGUGGCAUGAUUCUCUUCUGUCAUGUUCAACAGCCUUCAGACCUUUGUACCACACUGAUAACCUAACCAGGCUUUGUAGUUUUCCUCUUUGCUCCAGAACAUCCUUCAUUUCAUCUUGAUAAAUACCAUUCCAAAUAUUUUAGGAACUGAUUUUCUUCUAGCCUGACAUCAGUUGAGCUGCUUUUGAAUACAAGGUGAUUCACUCAGUCCUUUUGGUAAGGAGAACAGUUGACUUAAUCCAAAUUUAUUGAGACACACAUAUUUCCAUUGGAUCACUCAUCUUGGAUGAGAUACAGCCAAAAGACAUGACAGAUGCAGCGCAAGUCAAUUCAGAAUACUUAAAUGGAGACUUGAUACAAAUCAGGAGUCCUACACCAGACUCCUGUGUUUAUUUGAAAGUGAGAGAGAUGUGGCUGCUUGCUACAUCUUCAAAGUAAUGCAUGGCUUGGCCUGUGCUCCCAAAUAAGUACACACAAAACUGCAGCUCAAGGCCAAGUAAGCAGUUUUAGAACCAGACUGAAAAAGUGCCUCCAAGUCUCUUUCCAUAAUUCAUUUGCCCAUAUGAAUGCUAUUAAAAUAGAAAGAGCAAGGAGCCAUUUUAAAAUCAAAAUCCAGAGGGAUGUCAUAAUGUUUGCCAGCACCAAAGCUGAAUAUAUAAAAUCCUUGUAAGGUUUACAAUCACCAAUGCAGCACAAGCUCCAUCACUGUUGUGUGGGAAAAAAAUGCAACCAUCUUCUCAGGUCAUUAACUGUUGUUAAUACAAUUGAGUAAUGUGUUGGCCAUGCCUGAAAAUUGAAUGCAAAGCCAACAUUGUUGGCAACAGUGGAUGCUUGAUUUAUCAUUGGUCUCAUACUCUCUCACACACAUUAACUAAUGUUCAUUAGUGAUAUAUUUUGGAGUUUGGUUAGCAGUGGGUUAACUUGUUCUUCCUGGUAGUAGCUUCCUAGUUUUCCUUAUAAAAUUAAACGGUAAAUACUUGGCCUUGGAACAUUCUCCAUACUUUCAUCUCAUCCUUCUUCCCAUGCCCUCUGUGAACCUCUCCUGAAACCACUGCCUGUUCCAAAUUUAGUUUUCCAGCAUGUGCUGAUAUUCCUGGACAUAGUCUUCCACUUCUGUUUUUCCAUUGCAGUCCUCGAUGUAGAAGCACUGAACUCCAUCAGAGCUACUUUUCUGCAAGGUUUUCUCUUGUGGCUAUGAUGGAUAGGAUGAACAGUACACAGCCAUUUACUCAGAGUUGACCAGGCAGCCUCCUUCCCAGACAAUUGGCCCUACCGUAUUGUCUAUAAUAUUCACACACACACACACACA